AUGGUCUCUAGGCCAGAGCCAGAGCCAGAGCCAGAGCCAGAGCCUGUGGAGACUCCUGAGGUGAUUGAGGAGGAUCCAGAGGUGCUGGAGGAGGAGCCCCCUGUUGUAGAAGAGGAUGUCCCUGUGGAGGAGGAUCCUGUUGAGGAGGAGGCUGCUCCAGCUGAGGAGGAGCCAGUAGCUGAAGAGGUUGCAGAGGAGAUGAUGGCAGAUGAACCUGCAGAGGAGGCAGCAGCUGAAGAGGCUGUGGAGGAGGUGGAGGAAACUGUGGAGGAGGAGGCUGCUGACGAGGCCGUGGAGGAACCUGCAGCAGAGGUAGAGGCUGAGUUAGAGGAAACUGAGGAGCAGGAGGAGGCUGAGGCUGUAGAGGAGGUGGCCGAGACUGUGGAAGAGGAGAGUGCUCCUACAGAAGUAGCCGCGGAGGAACCAGCUCAAGAAGAGGAGGCUUCUCUUGCAGAGGAAUUUGCUGAGGAGCUCAGUGAACAGGAGGCAGGACCUUCAGAUGAAGCUGUCGAGGAAGCAGUAGAAGAAGAGGAGGCACCUCCUGCAGAUGAACCUGAUGAGGAGCCUGCUGGAGAGGAGCCAGCUGCUGAAGAAGCUGUUGAGGAGGUAGCAGAGGAAGAGGAGGCAGAACCUUCAGAAGAGGCUGCUGUAGAGGAGGAGGCAGCACCUUCAGAAGAGGCUGAAGAGGAGGAGGCAGCACCUUCAGAAGAGGCUGUUGAGGAGCCUGCUGAAGAGGAUGCAGAUCCUUCAGAGGAGGCAGUCGAGGAGGCUGCAGAGGCAGAGGCAGCAGACACAGAGGCUACUCCAGAAGAAGUGGAGGAGCAAACACUCCCAGAGAUGGAAGAAGUAGCACAAGAGGUAGAGGAGACAGCUGAAGAAGCAGCAGAGUUUGUUGAGACUGAGGAACAGAUUCAGGAUGAGCCCACAGAAACGUAGAGGCUGCUGUGGUUGUCGUGGUGACAGAGCAGGAACCCAUUGAUGUUGCAUCAGCACCAUCUGAGCGUGCUCAGAACGAUGAUGCAUCUCUCCACCUCCAGAGAAACGAUUGAGUCGUUAUGACAACCCCCCCCCCCCAACCCACCCACCCAUCUCUCUCCCCCUCCCUCUGUUUUCACACCUUGCUUUAACUUUUGAGAUAAUGGAUGAAAACUGUUUACUAAUAUGGUACUCCUGUUCUUACCCUUCUUGUUUUUUUGAGUUUUUGUUCACUCUUCAUUUUUUUUUCUUCUCCAGUAGAGCACCCAUUUCCAUUUUUGUUUAAGGUGGUUUAGUUCUGUGUGUGUGUGUGUGUGUGUGUGUGUGUGUGUGUGUGUGUGUGUGUGUGGCCAUGUGAGGUCUAUGUGCUCUACUUGUAUACCAAGUCUACCCGAGUCUUGUAUCAACUAUAACAGUAAUCCUGUCUUGAACUUUUAUUUUGAAGCCUCAGUGACGUGGUUUGGCUUCCUGGAGCUAAAUUCUGUUGCCAAGCAAAAUGAGGCCAAAGGUAAAAUUAGGCCACAACUAAAGACCACUGUAUUGUGUGUUUCAAAACAAUCUGAGUUAGAAGACUCUGCUCUAUAUACAAGGUCAGCCUGUGACUUUGUGGGUUCAGAGUCUUCACAGAUUCAAAGCUGGGGCAGCAAAACCAGAAAUCUUGCUCUGAACACUGCAGGAUGUUUCCCUCCUGUUGAUUGGUUUAAUGGAGGAAACAAAAACAUUUCAAAGUUCUUGUCGAAAUAAAAAAAAGCUAAAUUCUGCCCCUCUUUUAGAAAAAGCAGCACUGUUCAGCUGUGUUUCUGUCUGGUCACUGUUGAAGAUUCUAUGCAAAGCUGUCGUGAAGUCUGUCACCCUCCUCCUCUCCUCACCCCUCCUCACCCAGCCAGUUUAUUUACCACUCAGUAUGUGUCAACUCCAGGAUGAGCCAUAUGCUAGCAUGUGAACUUGGAGAGAAAGUGUGUGUGUGUGUGUGUUCCUUAUGAUGCAUGUGUUCUUGUGCUCUGACAAAUCUCUUGCUAAUCACUUCUUUCUGUGAGCAGUAAAUGUCACGAUGUAGUUUUGGAGA
Messenger RNA from Lates calcarifer (barramundi perch), 2041 nucleotides. Its product is annotated as fibrous sheath CABYR-binding protein. The record is from RefSeq and is a predicted model, not a curated record. Lineage: Eukaryota; Metazoa; Chordata; Actinopteri; Centropomidae. The transcript has 7 exons. The coding region runs from base 1 to 936 and encodes 311 amino acids.